Plasmodium gaboni is the source of this 1623-nucleotide messenger RNA. RefSeq lists its product as hypothetical. The coding region runs from base 1 to 1623 and encodes 540 amino acids. The record is from RefSeq and is a predicted model, not a curated record. Gene Ontology annotation, biological process: protein folding. The transcript has a single exon. Gene Ontology annotation, molecular function: protein disulfide isomerase activity; flavin-dependent sulfhydryl oxidase activity. Lineage: Eukaryota; Apicomplexa; Aconoidasida; Haemosporida; Plasmodiidae. Gene Ontology annotation, cellular component: Golgi membrane.
AUGAAAGUGGCAUGUGCAUUGAGAGUACUGUUCUCAGUUUUUUUUUUAAUUUUUUGGAUGCAUAUAAAUAUUGUAAGAAGCGAUAAUGUAUGUAAAGGUGCAGAUGUUAUAAUAAAUGAAUUUUGGAAUAAAUUAAAUAAUAUAAGACAUGGAGAAGUAAUAUUAAUAAAUAUAAAGAAUUAUUAUUGCCCUGCUUGUAAUAGAUAUAUGAAUAUAUGGAAUGAUGUUGAAAAGAAGAUUUUAACCUAUGAAAAGAAUGUAUCAUUAUUUGUAUUUGACUGUUCAUGUUAUUUACUUGUUCCAUAUUGUCGUUAUUUUGAUGUUUUAUAUUUCCCUACAUUUAGAUUAUUAUUUCCAGUAUAUGAUAAAAUGAAUGAAAAUGAAUAUAAAUAUAUUAACCCCUCGAGUAUGAUAGAAGGAGAAAAAUACAGUGGAGAAUUAUUAUUAGCAUAUAGAGAAGUUGAUAGAUUGGAUAAUAUGUAUGAUUUUAAAACAUUAAUAGAAAAAUAUUUAUGUAAAAAUGUGAACUUUAAUUAUAAUGACUUGAGAAUAUGUAUGAAUAGUUCGUAUAUAUAUCCAGAAAAGAAGAAUAAAAAGAAAAAUGAAAUAUAUCAAUUUCUUUAUGGUGAUAAUAAGGGGAAAAAUAAAAACGAAAUUAAAGAUGAUGUAAAUGUUAUGAAUGAUGAUUUUAUAGAUAAUAAUAAUAAUAAUAAUUAUUAUGAUGGUGAUGAUGAUGAUGAUGAUGAUGUUGAGAAUAAAGAAAAUGUAGAGAGAUGGAGUAAUCAGAUGAAUUUAAAUAAUGAUAAUAUAAAACAUGAUAUUAUUAUUGGUAUAUUAUUUACAUUAAAAAAACAUAUAUCAUUAGGAAGAGAUAUCGAAAAAGAAUAUAUACAACCUUUUAUUGUUAUGUUAAGUAUUGUUUCUAAUAUAUAUAAUGAUUUAGAAGAAGGUUUAUAUGAUAUUAUAAAUAAAUUAAAUUCAUUUAAAUAUCCUAUAAAAUAUGAUCAAUGGAUAAAAUAUAUAGAAAAUAUAAAUUAUAUUAAUGAAUAUAAAUUAGAAUAUAAUAAUAAGGAUACUAAUUUAAUAUCCUUUAAAUUAUGUGAACCAAAUUCUGUAUUAUGUUCAUAUUGGUUAUUAUAUCAUAAAAUAUCUAUAUAUUGUUUACAAGAGGAUGAAUAUAAUUAUGCAUAUUAUUUACAAACAAUUACAAACUAUACUAAAAAUUAUUUAAAUUGUCAAAAUUGUAUAGAUCAUUUUAUAAAUGCUCAAAAAUUUUGUUAUUAUGGUUAUUGCAAUAUACAUUCAGCACAAUCAUUUGUUAUUUUUUUAUGGAGAAUACAUAAUUCUGUAACUUUAAGAUCUAUGUAUGAUUUAAUAAUAAUAGAUAAUAACACAUUAACACAUUCUAAUAAUUUUAAUAAAAAAAAAUUUAUCAACAAAGAUAUUGUUUUUCCAACCUUGAAGCAAUGUAAAAAUUGUAGAAAUGCUCUUGGAUUUACAAAAAUUUCAAAUCAUACUUUGAAUACAUUUAAAAAUGGAUCCUUUACUGAUCAAAGCUUUGAUGCUAUAGAUGCUUUCAAUGUCAAAAAUGUCUUACAAUAUUUAAUACAAAUAUAUUCAUAA